ACGAGACUGAGCGGCGGAGAGGGCCCGGGGCGUCCGGCACAGAUGCCGGUACAGAGGGGAAGAUCUAGCCGCCCGGCCCCGGUAGCGCUCCGGACUUACAGCGGUACGUCUGGAGUGAGAGCCCAGGUCCGUCCGUCACCCGCCGCUCACCAGAGCAGCGCGCGGCCUCCAGGAAACCGUCGCCGCCGCUGCCGCCGCCGCAGCCACCGACCGCCGCUUCGGGCGCAGCGCGCAGAGGCCUGACUGCGUCACACGCCGUCCACCGUCAGAGGUCGGCUCCGGGCGCUCCGCCCUUGGCGGCCGGGCAUUGGCAGGCCGGUCCGCCACUCGAGACCCACCCUGUUAUUCAUUGGGUGACGAACCUUUUGAAACCGAACGUGAAGGCGGUCUCUGAUUAGGAGCGGAGGGGAAGAGGAGGGGCGUAAGGAAUUGCGAGGGGGAAAGGGGAAGAUAAAAAAAAAAAAAAAAAAAAAAGGAGGGACGAUGGGGAGGGAUGUGAAGUCCCACUCCCUCUGCGGCUACGGUUGGCUGAAAGAGGAUCGUGACGUCACACAGGGCCCCUCGAAGAGGGCUGGAGUAGUGAGCACCAAACAGCAGUGACGUUGCGUCCAGGCCCCGCCCCCUUCCUUGGAGCGCGGAGACUCGCUACGGAAGCUCCGUCCAAUCAGAAGGAAGGCCCAAGGAUGACAUGGGCCUUCUGCUCCAGAUCCCUCCAGGCACUGCGGAUGGAGGCGUGGGGGAGCCUUGGAACAUCAGACUAGUUUUGAAUCCCAGUUCUGCCAGUUACUACCUUGUGGCUUUGAGUCUGACAGGAUGUACCAGGUCCCACUGACGCUGGACCGGGAUGGGACCCUAGUCCGGCUCCGCUUCACUAUGGUGGCCCUGAUCACGGUCUGCUGUCCACUUGUCGCCUUCUUCUUCUGUAUCCUGUGGUCCCUGCUCUUUCACUUCAAGGAGACAACAUCUACACACUGUGGGGUGCCCAAUUACCUGCCAUCAGUGAGCUCUGCCAUUGGUGGGGAGGUUCCCCAGCGCUAUGUGUGGCGUUUCUGCAUUGGCCUGCACUCGGCACCCCGCUUCUUGACAGCCUUCGCCUAUUGGAACCACUACCUCAGCUGUGCGUCCCCGUGUCCGGGUUAUCGCCUUCUCUGCCGCCUCAACUUCAUUCUCAAUGUGGUGGAGAACCUCGCGCUGCUCGUGCUCACCUACGUCUCCUCCUCCGAGGACUUCACCAUCCACGAAAAUGCUUUCAUUGUGUUUAUUGCGGCAUCCCUCAGUUACAUGCUCCUCACCUGCAUUCUCUGGCGGCUGAACAAGAAGCACACAGAUCGCAAGUCCUACAGCUGGAAACAGCGGCUCUUCAUCAUCAACUUCAUCUCCUUCUUCUCAGCGCUGGCUGUCUACUUCCGGCACAACAUGUAUUGUGAAGCUGGAGUGUACACCAUCUUUGCCAUCCUGGAGUACACUGUUGUCCUAACCAACAUGGCGUUCCACAUGACAGCCUGGUGGGACUUCGGGAACAAAGAGCUGCUAAUAACCUCUCAGCCUGAGGAAAAGAGAUUCUAACUCCUUCUCUGAUGCUGGAAAACAAGAAACCACUCUGGCCUUCCCUGUCUCCAUGUCCUCUCUGGGCCCUUCUCCACCUGGGGAUUAGGACAGAAGAGCGGGAGGGGGAUGACAGGGCUGACCCCAGCACUGCUGACUUCUCCCCACCACUCAUGGGGAUCUUUAAGAAGUAUCACCAUCCACUGAAACGUCCUAAAGAAACUGAGCUGGCAGGAAAGCUCCACCACUUGGUGCUAAAAGCAAUAAAAGUCCUGAAGGUUAGGGUCCAGAGCAGUGGCUGCUUCCUGAAGACCACAGCCAUCUCUGGUCAUUCACCUGACUGAUUUACCGUGCACACCCAGAGUGUGUACACCCAGGUGAUAGUUUCAUAAAUUUACCCAGGUGUUCUAGAUGUACCCACUUCCCCAUCAGCUUCAUUGUGUUCCUGUGUAUGACUCGGGGAAGUAUGCUGUAUGAUUUCUAAGGGCUUUGUCUCUUAAGGUUAUCCAGUGGAAGUAGUGUUGUGCUUGACACAGAAGAAGCAUCAAGCAUAGGAUAUAUUUUUCUUUCCCAUCUAAAACCUUUGGCUUUUUGGAAUAUGUCUGUAAUCUCAGCACGCUGGAGGCUGGGACGGGUGGACUGCUUCAGGGUCCAUGCCAACAUGGGCUACACAGUGAGACCUUGUUUCAAAAUGGAGUUAGAUGCUGGGCAUGGUGGUACAUGCCUUUAAUCCCAACACAGCAGAGACAGGCCAGCCUGGUCUACAGUGAGUUUCAGGCCAGCCAGGGCUAUAGAAUAAGACCCUGUUUCAGAAAAAAAAAAUUACACUAAAAUCCCAGGCUUAUAAGACCUUUCCCUCCUAUAAGGGGGGACAGGUCAGAAGUAGGUUUCCCUACUUCAGAAUGGGUUCGUUGGUUUUCCUUUAUCCUCUCUACUGUCCCUAAUCCCUAGCUUUUAUUUGUAUAUUUUAUUUCAAAGGACAAUAAAUUUUUUCCUUUUGCCAACAA
Messenger RNA from Mastomys coucha (southern multimammate mouse), 2552 nucleotides. It is a transcript of the gene Pgap2, whose product is annotated as post-GPI attachment to proteins 2. Gene Ontology annotation, cellular component: Golgi membrane; endoplasmic reticulum membrane. The record is from RefSeq and is a predicted model, not a curated record. Gene Ontology annotation, biological process: GPI anchor biosynthetic process. The coding region runs from base 814 to 1566 and encodes 250 amino acids. The transcript has 7 exons. Lineage: Eukaryota; Metazoa; Chordata; Mammalia; Rodentia; Muridae.